Messenger RNA from Lobosporangium transversale, 1648 nucleotides. RefSeq lists its product as hypothetical. NCBI's taxonomy places the organism in Eukaryota, Fungi, Mortierellomycota, Mortierellomycetes, Mortierellales, Mortierellaceae. Gene Ontology annotation, molecular function: small GTPase binding; GTPase activator activity. The coding region runs from base 126 to 1610 and encodes 494 amino acids. The record is from RefSeq and is a predicted model, not a curated record. Gene Ontology annotation, biological process: activation of GTPase activity; nucleocytoplasmic transport. The transcript has a single exon. Gene Ontology annotation, cellular component: perinuclear region of cytoplasm; cytosol; nucleus.
AAGACGAGGAGUGGCAUUUUGGCAAGUAUGAGUCGCACCUUGGCAAAGUGACUAUCACAUUGAGAUCCAGAACCACAGCAGUAAAAUUCUACAAUGCUCUGACCAAUGCAAAACAUGUGUACGAGAUGGAUAUCACAUUAUCCUGGGACUGGACUCGGACAGAUCUUAAAGCGUUAGAGAAAGCUCUAAAAGUGUCGAAUGUAUCGGUUCUUCGACUUCAUCUUGGGCAGCCUCAAGAGAGUGUUAUCUGGAAACUACUUUCAAUGUCUACACGAUAUGAACAGCUUGUUCGUAUUAUAGAACUACGCAAAAUGAAAUCGAUUUGUAUAGUACUAUCUCCAGAUCUGAUCAAGCUUACCAAUCUAUCAAGCAGGAAACCGCCACACCUUCACGAGCUAUCGUUCGAGAUGAAUCCUUCAACGAUCGGGGACAGCGAUUUCCGAGAGCUUGUAAAUGCACUCAAGACCGACAUGCCCUUGACUAGUUUGUACUUGAUGCACAGAUCGAUUGGUAAAGAGAGAGCUCUAGCACUUUCAGAGGGAUUAAAGACAAACACGACUUUGACAAGGUUGUGCUUGUACCACAACAACAUUGGGAAAGAAGGGGUUCUGGCACUCUCAGCGGCACUCAAGGUAAACACGGUUUUGACAAGGUUGAACUUAACCAGAAAUUCAAUUGGAGAUGAAGAAGCUCUGGAACUCUCAGAAGCACUUAAGGCAAACAAGGCAUUGACAAGGUUGGACUUGGGAACCAAUUCAAUUGGGAAUGAAGGAGCUUUGGCUCUUUCAGAGGCACUCAAGACAAACACGACUCUGGCAAGAUUGGACUUGUCGUACAACUAUAUUAGGAAAGAAGGAGCUCUGGUACUUUCAGAGGCACUCAAGGCAAACACGACUUUGACAAGUUUGAUCUUUUGGGGCAACAGAAUUGGGGAUGAAGGAGCCCUGGCACUUUCAGAGGCGCUCAAAAUAAAUAAGACUUUGACAAGUUUGGACUUGCGAUACGACUCGAUUGGGAAAGAAGGAUCGGUGGCGCUCUCAGAGGCACUCAAGGUAAACACGGCUUUGAUAGAUUUGAACCUGGAAGCCAACUCAGUUAAGAAGGAAGAGGCUCUGGCACUGUCAGAGGCACUGAAGGUAAACAAGGCAUUGACAAGCUUGGACUUGAGCAGCAAUAGUAUUGGGGAUGAAGGAGCUUUGGCUCUUUCAGAGGCACUCAAGACAAACACGACUCUGGCAAGAUUGGACUUGUCGUGCAACUAUAUUAGGAAAGAAGGGGCUCUGGCACUUUCAGAGGCACUCAAGGCAAACACGACUUUGACAAGUUUGAUCUUUUGGGGCAACAGAGUUGGGGAUGAAGGAGCCCUGGCACUUUCAGAGGCACUCAAGACAAACGUGACUUUGACAAAUUUGAAUUUGGGAAGUAACUCAAUUGGGAAAGAAGGAGCUCUGGCACUCUCGGAGGCGCUCAAGACAAACACAACUUUGACAAGUUUGAACUUGAGAAGCAACCCAAUUGGACCUGAAGGAGCUCUGGCACUUUCAGAUGUGCUCAAGACAAACAAGGCAUUGGCAAGGCUGGACUUGCGGUACGACUUAAUUGGGAAAUAACGCUGGCAGGGCAAAGCAUGGCACAGCAUGGAUUACAU